AUGCCCCCCCAAGCAAUCUCCGAAGGCCGCCGCCUCUAUGUGGGCAACAUGCCUUACACUGCGAAGCUAGAGGAUGUGGAGGCUGUGUUUGUAGCAGCAGCAUUCCCCAUCGAGCGUAUUGACAUCGCUAUUGACCCGUUCACGGGCCGGAACCCAUCCAUGGGCCGCUGGCGCGAACAAGCCAAAGCCUCCACUGCCCUUGCGGAAGAGAAUAGUCCUUCGACGAAGCGAGUCUAUGUGGGUGGUUUACCCCGCUUGACUGACCCUGAUGAAGUCCAGAGUAAAGUCCGAGAGCUCUUCCAUGCCUUUCAAGUCGAAAACGUGAGCAAGAUAUUUGCCCCACAUUUGGCCAAGCGCUUCGAGCCUGGGCAACACUAUUAUCUAUUUGUGGAUUUCAGCACCGAGCAAGAAGCUUACAACGCUGCUCGCCAGCUGGGAGAUCAAGUAGGCCCAUGGGGUGAUGUUCUCAAAGUGCGACCAGCCUACCGUUCAAACAGUAAGGCAUAA
Messenger RNA from Penicillium chermesinum, 507 nucleotides. RefSeq lists its product as uncharacterized. The transcript is spliced from 3 exons. NCBI's taxonomy places the organism in Eukaryota, Fungi, Ascomycota, Eurotiomycetes, Eurotiales, Aspergillaceae. Gene Ontology annotation, molecular function: RNA binding. The coding region runs from base 1 to 507 and encodes 168 amino acids. The record is from RefSeq and is a predicted model, not a curated record.